Molecule: messenger RNA, 3930 nt
Organism: Moesziomyces antarcticus
Lineage: Eukaryota; Fungi; Basidiomycota; Ustilaginomycetes; Ustilaginales; Ustilaginaceae
Product: DNA repair protein rad50
Exons: 1
Coding region: 1-3930 (1309 amino acids)
Biological process (GO): chromosome organization involved in meiotic cell cycle; telomere maintenance via recombination; telomere maintenance via telomerase
Cellular component (GO): Mre11 complex; condensed nuclear chromosome; nucleus
Molecular function (GO): ATP hydrolysis activity; double-stranded telomeric DNA binding; single-stranded telomeric DNA binding
Source: RefSeq, a predicted model, not a curated record
AUGGCCUCGCUCGACAAGCUCGCCAUUCGCGGCGUCCGUUCCUUUGACGACAAGUCGAUCAACAUCAUCCAAUUCUUCCAGCCGCUGACUGUUAUCGUCGGCUACAACGGCAGCGGCAAGACCACGAUCAUCGAAUGCCUCAAGUAUGCCACCACCGGCGACCUUCCACCCAACACCAAGGGCGGUGCCUUUGUGCACGACCCGCAAAUGGCCACCUCCAACGAAGUCAAGGCCCAGGUGCGUCUGCGCUUCUAUGCCGCCAACAAGGUCCGCAUGAAUUGCGUCCGCAACCUUCAGGUCUCGCGCAAAAAGGGCGGCGGCCUCACCAUGAAGACGCUCGAGGGCCUGCUCCAGAUCGCCGACGACGACGCCAAGACCGGCAAGCGCGGCACUCUCUCCACAAAGUGCUCCGAGCUCGACGAGGAGAUCCCCAGACUGCUCGGCGUCUCCAGGUCCAUCCUCGAAAACGUCAUCUUCUGCCACCAGGAAGACAGCAAUUGGCCCCUCGCCGAGCCAGCGAGCUUGAAGAAGAAGUUCGACGAUAUCUUCGAAGCGACGCGCUAUACCAAAGCGCUUGACAAUAUCAAGAGCCUCCGCAAGGACCGCACCAACCAGCUCAAGGUCGACAAGGCAGCGCUCGAGGGGCUCAAAGUGGACAAGGAUCGCGCAGACAACAUCAAGAGCAAACUCACCCACCUUCAGGCCGACCUCGCGCAGAAAGAGGCCAAACUCGAGGACCUCAACGAAGAGAUCCGCAUCAAGACCGUCCAAAACUCCAAAUUCUACGACGAAGCCACUCGGUUCCGCGAGAUCGUCAGCCGUGCCGAGACACUCGAAGAGAAGGAGAGGCUCCACAAGGAGAACAUGGAGGCGCUCAAAGCCACCAUGACGCCCAUCAAGGACAGCGACGAAGACUUGCAGAAGCGCAAGCAGACCUUCCGCGCACAGCUCGAUCAGAGCCAUGCCAAGAUCAGCACGCUCCAGACGCGCAUCGCCAAGAGGGAGGACGAGCUGGAGACGCACGAGCAGCGUCAUCGCAAGAAGCUCUCGGACAAGGGCGGUCUCGAGGCCGAAAAGCGCGCCCACGUCCAAGCAAAAGAGAAGCGCGAGACCGCCGUCAAGAAGAUCAGCACCGAGCUCGGCAUCAAGGGCUUUGCAGGCGACGGUCUGAGCGAUGCACAGAUCCGGUCCUUCGAAGACCGUGUCAAGGAGGACGUGCGCAAGCUCGACGACGAACUCGGGCGUCUACGUGAAGCAAACGCCCAGAAGGACGAUCAGCUCACCACUGCAUGGCAAAAUGCUCGCGCCGAGCUGCGCGCCAAGCAGAACGCGCGAGAGCAGCUCGUCGACAAUGUGCGCAAGCUGCGCGAAAAGAUCAAGCGUGCACAGGAGGAGCUGGACGGCUAUGCGCUCAGCGAUGCCGACGUCGAAGCUGCGACGCGCGAACGAGAGAACCUGGCCGCCAAGGUGACCGCAGCGCAGAAGGAGUUCACAGAUGCCAACUACGACGAACAGAUCCGUCGCAAGAACGCAGAGAUCCGCGAGAAGGACGAUCUGCGAGAAGAGCGCACCGCCGAGAUCAACCUGCUCAAUCGACAUGCCGAGCUGCGAGCUUCUCUCGCCCUCAAGAUGCAGCAAGCAGGCUCGCGCCGCACCAACGCGCAAGGUCUUUUCGACCGCCACAAGGCCUCGAUCUCUCAGCACGUCUCCUCGAACGUCGAGCUCUCGUCCGUCGAGAACGAGCUGACCCGGGCGCUGUCAAAGCUCGAGAAGCAGGCUUCCGAAGUCGAGGCGAAGAACGUCGUAAAGAACCGACAGCUUCAGGAGGUCGAGUCGACCAUCUCGUUCGCUCGCAAACAGCUCAAGAGCAAAGAAGCGGCGGCGAACGAGCUGCAGCAGGCCAUCACUGCGAUCCUGUCGCCCGACUUUGACAGCGCCGAGGAAGCGGUCAAGGUCUGCGCAGAGGAGAUCGCAGCCGCCAAGGACGAGUAUGCAUCGAUCGACUCGCUCGAUUCCUUCUUGAGACGUGUCCUGCGCGAAGCAAAGGGCAAGGGUCACUGCUUUGCCUGCAAUCGCGGCGUCACUCCGGGCGAGUACGAAGCUAUCGAAAAGCACGUCUCCUCCACCCUCAGCACGAGCAACACAACCGAAAAGAAGAAGACGCUCAAAGCCGACAUCGAUGGCUGGACCGAGAGGAGCGCCGAAUGCCAGACCGCCCUUGCCAAAGAUGCCCAGCUCAAGGCCAUCCGCGACAACGAAAUGUUGGACCUGCGAAAGACGCUGGAUGCCAAAGAAGCCGAACUGAAGCAGGUCGCUGCGGCCGCGGAGGAAGCCUCCGCCGAAGUGUCCAAGAUCCAGUCCCAGCUCAAGGAGCUGCAAUCGCUGAGACGGGUCGGCUCCGACAUUGCCCGGCUUCUGUCGGAAGCCGGCGACCUGGAAUCCGAGGUGCGCGGCUUGCAAAGUGAUCUCGCCACCACCGGCUCGACGCAGACGGGCGAACAGGUGCAAGCCGAGAUCGACGAGCUCGCCUCGUCCAUCCGAGUGCUCAAGCGAGAGCUCAACGUCUUGCAACAAGACCGCGAGACCAAGCGCACGCUGAUCAACAGCCUCGAGCGAGACGCACACCGAGCCGAGGUGGCUGUCAUCACCAAACAGCAGGAGCAGGCCAAGAAGACUGCCGUGCAGACGCACCUCGGCGAGAUGAGCGCGGACUUUGACGAGCAUCAGAAACGCAUCAAAAGCCUCGAAGCCGAGAUCGAGACAUCCAACGCACCGAUCCGUCGCGCCAAGGAAGAGUUGGAGACUUUCAAGGCGGAGGCUGGUGAAGCGGAGAACAAGCUCAAGAAGCGAGCAGACGAGCUCGAAGGCUGGGCCAAGCAGAUCCGAGAACUCAACGCCGCUGUCAACGCCUACCUCCAACAGCGCGGUGACAAGCGCCUCGAGGAGUGCGAGGAAGCCAUCAACACGCUCGUCGAGCAGAUCCAAGCCAUUCACCGUGAUGUCAAGGAGCUCACGGACAAAGCCGCCGAGCUGCAGAAGGAGCUCAACCAGUCGCAGGCCACCGAGCGCAACAUCCUCGACAACAUUCGCUACCGGCAGCUGGCCAAGGAUGUAGCGCAGAUCGAGGAGGAGAUCAACUCGCUCGACCUCGAGCAGGCGCAGCGCAGCCGCAAGCACUUUGCAGACAAGUACACCGAAGCCAAAGAGGAGGAGAACAAGCUCAACGGUGAAGCAUCGCAUCUCAGCGGAGAGCUUGCAUCUCUGCGCUCGCAGAUCAAGGGACGCGAGGCAGAGCUGCGAGACGAGUUCAAAGGCGUGCAUCAGAACUACAAGCGCAAGCUGAUCGAGGUCAAGACGUCCGAGAUGGCGAACAACGACCUGGAGAAGUACGCCAAGGCGCUCGAAAACGCCAUCAUGCGAUACCACGCCAUCAAGAUGGAGGAGAUCAACGACAUUGUCCGGUACCUCUGGCAGAAGACGUACCAGGGGACCGACAUCGACACGAUCCUCAUCAAAUCGGACAACGAGGGCGCGCGCGGCAACCGGUCGUACAACUACCGCGUGUGCAUGGUCAAGGAUACGGUGGAGAUGGACAUGCGCGGACGCUGCUCGGCGGGACAGAAGGUGCUUGCGUCGAUCAUCAUCCGGCUGGCGCUGGCCGAGUCGUUUGGCAGCAACUGCGGCAUCCUGGCGCUGGACGAGCCGACGACGAAUCUCGACAAGGACAACAUCGAGGCGUUGGCGAGAAGUCUGGCCGACCUGAUCAAGGAACGCGCCGAGAACAGCCAGCUGCAGCUCAUUGUCAUCACGCACGACGAGGACUUCUUGACCUUGCUCGGCCAGAACGACGUGCUCGAGUACUACUGGAGGGUCAGCCGCGACGUGCACCAAAAGAGCAUCAUCGAACGCGAGCGCAUUCGCAACACGUGA